UAAAGAUUUAGUCCUCCCACGCAACCUUCCACGACAAACUACCCGCGCACUCGCACAACUUGCCCUUUCCUACUUCAUUGCCCAGAAAAAAAACAUCACGUGAUACUAAAAGCUAGAAGCCUGCGGGGGUUACGUCAUUCACAUUCGCCAUCUUUUCUAUGGGCAACAGCGAGCGCCGAAUAAAUAAGAGGUGAUUGCUGACGUUCCUCUUCCUUUCCUGUGGCUCGUCCUAAGAGGAAGUGACGUAUGCGCGGUCGUCUAACGUCGCAAAAACUGGUUUCUCUACGAUUCUCCCCCUCCCUCCAUUUCUCUUCCUUCACGGAGGCUGGAAAUGGCCGCCGAGCAGUGAGAGUCGAACGCGAGGUGUCCCCCUCAAAAAGGUAAAACGGAGCCGGGAAGUGAUCUGAGUGAAUUUUGCAUUCUUAUUGUUGUGCAAGACUACAAGGUGUGAGCCAAUCAGGAAGAUGGGUCGUUCUAAUACUAGAUCACAUUCUUCAAGGUCAAAGUCCAGAUCUCAGUCUAGUUCAAGAUCUAGAUCCAGAUCACACUCUAGAAAAAAGAGAUACAGUUCUAGGUCUCGGUCUAGAACAUACUCACGCUCUCGCAGUAGAGAGCGUGUUUAUAAUAGAGAUUACCGCAGAGAUUAUAGAAAUAAUAGAGGAAUGAGGCGUCCCUAUGGCUAUAGAGGAAGAGGUAGAGGAUAUUAUCCAGGAGGCGGAGGACGAUACCAUCGUGGAGGUUAUAGACCUGUCUGGAAUAGAAGACAUUCUCGAAGCCCUCGACGAGACCGCUCGCGUUCCAGAAGUCCAAAGAGAAGGUCAAGAUCUUCCCAGAGAUCUCGGAGCAGAUCUCGACGAUCCUACAGAUCUUCCAGAUCUCCAAGGUCCUCUUCAUCUCGGUCUUCAUCUCCAUAUAGCAAAUCUCCUGUCUCUUCCAAAAGACGUGGGUCAUCAGAAAAGCAAACAAAGAAAACUGAGGCAACCACUUUGCAAGAUAGCUCUUUAAAAAAUAAAUCACAAGAAGAAGAGAAAAAUACAUUUGAACAUGAUCCAUCUGAGCCUCUAGAUGAUUUUAGUAAGUCAGCAGCAGCUUCAGGUGAUAUUUGGCCUGGCCUUUCAGCAUAUGAUAACAGCCCAAGAUCUCCCCAUAGCCCCUCUAUUGCCUCCCCACCUAGCCAGAGUUCUUCAUGUUCUGAUGCUCACUUACUUAGCACAGUUCACUCAGCAAAAGACACACCUCAGCACUCACAUUCCAUUCAGCAUAGCCCUGAAAGGUCUGGGUCUGGAUCCUUGGGAAAUGGUUCUAGUCGCUACAGCCCUUCCCAGAAUAGCCCACUGCAUCACAUUCCUACAAGGAGAAGCCCUGCCAAACCAGUUGCCUUGCAGAAUGCUCCACGUGAGGAGACUCGCAUACGAUCUUUUUAUGCAGAAGCUGGGGAACAAGAAAGUACAAAGGGUGCAAAGUUUCUUAAAAGGUACACAGAUGAAGAGUCUAGAGUAUACCUGCUUGAUAGAAGUAAUGCUAGGGAGAAGGAUGCUCAGAAGGAAAGAGGAUCAGAAAAGGGAAGGACAGAGGGUGAAAGAGAGUGGGAGGAUCAGGAAGCUUUGGAAUAUUAUAUGGAUAAAGAUUCUGGAAAGCAAAAGUUCAAUGACUCCGAAGGGGAAGAUGCAGAGGAAACAGAAGAUUAUAGACAGUUCAGAAAGUCUGUUUUGGCAGAUCAGGGUAAGAGUUUUACUGCAUCUCAUCGGAAUGCUGAAGAGGAAGGAUCGAAAUACAAAUCUAAAAUUUCUCUGAAGGGAAAUAGAGAGAGUGAAGGAUUUAGAGAAGAUAAAGGUUACAAACUUAAAGAGACUACCUAUGUAGUGGAAAGGCCUAGUGUACCUAAAGAUAAGCACAAAGAAGAUGAGAAAAUUUCUGAGAGAAUGAUGAAGAAAGAAACCCAGUCACCUGAACAGGUAAAGUCAGAGAAGCUCAAAGAACUAUUUGAUUAUAGCCCUCCCCUGCACAAAAAUGUGGAUGCAAGAGAGAAAUCUGCCUUCAGGGAGGAGAGCCCGCUUAGAAUCAAAAUGAUAGCCAGCGACUCUCAUCGACCAGAAGUUAAACUUAAAAUGGCACCUGUGCCACUUGAUGAUUCAAACAGACCUGCUUCCCUGACUAAAGACAGGCUGCUUGCUAGUACACUUGUCCACUCAGUCAAGAAGGAGCAAGAGUUCCGAUCCAUCUUUGACCACAUUAAGCUACCACAGGCCGCCAAAAGCACAUCAGAGUCAUUUAUUCAGCAUGUUGUAUCCUUAGUUCAUCAUGUGAAAGAACAAUAUUUCAAGUCAGCUGGAAUGACCCUAAAUGAGAGGUUCACAUCUUAUCAGAAGGCUACAGAAGAACAUAGUACCCAGCAAAAGAGCCCUGAAAUACACAGGAGGAUUGACAUCUCUCCAAGUGCCCUGCGGAAGCAUACCCGCUUAGUGGGAGAAGAAAGAACUUUCAGAGAAGAAAGUCAGAAAGGGGAUAAAAAAUUAAAGUGUGAUGCUGCGGAUCUUCGACAUGACAUCGACCGUCGUAGAAAAGAACGAAGUAAAGAACGAGGAGAUUCUAAAGGCUCCAGAGAAUCCAGUGGCUCAAGGAAGCAGGAGAAAAUUCCAAAGGAUUACAAGGAUUAUAAACCUUUCAAAGAUGACAGUAAACAAAAAAGAGAACAAGACCGUUCUAGAUCUUCCUCAACUUCCUCCCCAUCUUCCUCCUCAUCCAGUUCCCGAGAAGAAAAGGAUUGCAAGAAAGAAAGAGAAGAAGAGUUUAAACCCCAUCACGAGCAGAAAGAAUUCGCAGGUUUUACAGGAGUCGGAAGACCGAGAGGCACAUUUUUUCGAAUUAGGGGCAGAGGAAGAGCCAGAGGCGUGUUUGCUGGAACAAAUACUGGUCCCAGCAACUCAAACACUGCUUUUCAAAAGAGACCGAAGGAGGAGGAAUGGGAUCCUGAAUAUACCCCAAAAAGCAAGAAAUACUUCUUGCAUGAUGACAGAGAUGAUGGUGUAGAUUACUGGGCUAAAAGAGGAAGAGGCCGUGGCACUUUCCAGCGUGGCAGAGGAAGAUUCAACUUCAAAAAAUCAGGUAGCAGUCCGAAGUGGACACAUGACAAAUACCAAGGGGACGGGCUUGUGGAAGAUGAAGAUGAAACAAUGGAAAAUGAAGACAAGGAGAGGCGCAAAGAAGAAAAGGAAUAAUAACUCUGAAGAGCAGUUCAUGCAGAAAGAUUUGCGCCAUCUACACAGCAUUUUUGUUAUGACUUGUCGUCAAAUGAAUGUAAGCGUUUUACUUAAAAUUUUAUUGUUAGCGAGUAGCUUAGUUAUGUUUCUGUUUUGUUUUAAUACCUUCACAGUCUCAUGGAAUAGUAAUUGUUGAUGAUUAUACAAAAGAAACAAGGGGGGGGAAUGCAAUACUGUUUGUCAUGAUCAGUUUUUUAAACGUUUGUUGUUAAACAAAGUGUACUCUUGCUUUGUCCAGAUGAUACAGUCAAAGCCCUGAGAACUGUACUUCAUUGCCCCUUUCACACCUGUGUUUUACUAUGAAGGAAAAUACGGUUUCCACAUCUAACUCUUGAGACAGCAUUUUAAAAUAAAUCUGUAUUAUAUCUCAGUA
Pogona vitticeps (central bearded dragon) is the source of this 3633-nucleotide messenger RNA. RefSeq names its product BCL2 associated transcription factor 1 (gene BCLAF1). Lineage: Eukaryota; Metazoa; Chordata; Lepidosauria; Squamata; Agamidae. Gene Ontology annotation, molecular function: DNA binding; transcription coregulator activity. Gene Ontology annotation, biological process: positive regulation of transcription by RNA polymerase II. The record is from RefSeq and is a predicted model, not a curated record. Gene Ontology annotation, cellular component: mediator complex.